UGUAGUGCAAAGAUAGUAUUUGCAUUACAGCGAUCGGAGGUCUGGAGUGAAUCUGGUAAUUCGGCGUGUGCGAGGUGUGUUCUUCCUGCAUGAUGGACAGUUGCGCAGCUGCGGGACCCGCACAGAGUCUGGUGCGAGUGUGGAUGGAGCGGUGCGGAUUGCAAUAAUCCAACUGGAUGGAUAUGCCAUUGUGUCUGCACAUGAUGCCCAUGGAAACCUAAAUCCCGUCCUCAAAUGCAAGGUGGCCUCUUGUGUAAGAAGAUCUGUCUAAGAAUGCCAGCAAACAGCAAGGACUACGUUUCCAAGCACUUGUAACUGUGCAUGGAUGUUCUUCACAGGGGAGACGCACAAAAAGGGCCAGCAACUUGCUUAAUGUGAGAGAGAGAGAGAGAGUCCCGCUGACUCAGAGAGAGAGAGAGUCCCGCUGACUCAGGACUAUGGCUGUGCAGCCUGACCCAUCCUUCAGCUUGCUCACGAUGUCGGAAGGCCGUCGGUGUCAGGUACACCUUCUGGAUGACAGGAAGCUGGAACUUCUUGUUCAGCCCAAGCUCUUGGCAAAGGAGCUACUUGACUUGGUGGCAUCGCACUUCAGCCUGAAGGAGAAGGAAUACUUUGGGAUCGCAUUUACGGAUGAAACGGCUCACUUCAGCUGGCUGCAGUUAGACCGCAGAGUCUUAGAGCAUGAUUUCCCUAAAAAAUCAGGACCGGUUGUGCUGUACUUUUGCGUGAAGUUCUACAUUGAGAGCAUCGCUUAUCUGAAGGACAAUGCCACCAUUGAACUCUUCUUCCUGAAUGCAAAGUCUUGCAUCUACAAGGAGCUGAUUGAAGUCGACACUGAAGCCAUUUUCGAAUUGGCAGCGUACAUCCUCCAGGAAGCUAAAGGCGACUACUCAAGUAAUGAAGUCACAAGAGCUGAUCUAAAGAAACUUCCCGUGCUCCCAACCCAGGCACUGAAGGAGCAUCCAUCUCUCGCCUAUUGUGAGGAUCGAGUGAUUGAACAUUACAAGAAGGUGACUGGACAAACAAGAGGACAAGCUAUCGUUAAUUACAUGAGCAUUGCAGAAUCUCUUCCAACCUAUGGAGUCCACUAUUAUGCAGUAAAGGACAAGCAAGGAAUUCCGUGGUGGUUGGGACUGAGUUACAAAGGGAUAUUCCAGUACGAUUACCAUGACAGAGUGAAACCCAGAAAGAUCUUCCAAUGGAGGCAGUUGGAGAACCUGUACUUCAGAGAGAAGAAAUUUUCUGUGGAAGUUCAUGACCCACGCAGGGCCUCUGUAACCAGGAGAACCUUUGGUCACAGUGGAAUCGCAGUGCAUACAUGGUACGCCAGUGCUGCUCUGAUUAAGUCAAUCUGGGCGAUGGCCAUUAGCCAGCACCAGUUCUAUCUAGACAGAAAGCAAAGCAAAUCAAAAAUCCACGCAGCCAGAAGCCUGAGUGAAAUAGCCAUCGACCUGACUGAGACUGGUACACUGAAGACAUCCAAGCUGGCCAAUAUGGGAAGUAAAGGGAAGAUCAUCAGCGGAAGUAGUGGCAGUCUUCUCUCCUCAGGUUCCCAGGAGUCGGACAGCUCCCAGUCUGCUAAGAAGGAUAUGUUGGCUGCUCUGAAAUCCAGGCAGGAUGCUCUGGAGGAGACACUGAGGCUUCGGCUCGAGGAACUCAAGAAGUUGUGUCUGAGAGAGGCGGAGCUCACGGGGAAGUUGCCCAAGGAGUAUCCUUUGGACCCUGGGGAGCAGCCCCCGAUCGUGCGACGGAGGGUUGGCACCUCCUUUAAGUUGGACGAGCAGAAGAUCACGGCGAAAGGAGAGGAGAUAGAGUUGGAACGCCUUGAGCGAGAGUUUGCCAUUCAGUCGCAGAUUACGGAGGCAGCAAGGCGGCUCGCCGGUGACCCCAACGUCAGCAAGAAGGUGAAGAAGCAGAGGAAGAUCUCCUACUUAAACGCACUGAAAAAGCUGCAGGACAUCGAGAACGCCAUCAAUGAAUACAGGAUCAAGUCAGGAAAGAAACCCACCCAGAGGGCGUCUUUAAUCAUCGAGGAGGCAAAUAUUGGUUCAGAAGACAGCUCACUGUCGGAUGCCCUGGUUCUUGAGGAUGAGGACUGUCAUGUCUCGAGUGUUUCAUCGCCCGUGCAGUCUCCACACAAAGCCCUCCCUCCCCGCCCACCCUCGCACCAGAGGCCACACCCGCCACAGUCCCUGGACGGUCUGCGCCAGCUGCAUUACCAUCACAGCGAUUACGACAAGUCGCCCAUCAAACCAAAAAUGUGGAAGGAGUCAUCUCUAGAUGAGCCGUACGAGAAGGUGAAGAAGCGAGCCUCUCACAGCUACUCCAGCCUAGCAAGUGGACACACACGUUUCCCCAGUGUUGGAAGCUGUGCAGAGGCGGGAGCUGGAGGUUCCCUGCAGAGCAGUCCUGUGAGAGGUGCCCCGCACUGGAACUGCACACAGUCCAGCAUGCCAUCCACGCCUGAUCUACGGAUACGAAGUCCCCCUUAUGUACAUUCCACACGGUCAGUAGACAUCAGCCCCACUCGUCUUCACAGUUUGGCACAGCACUUUAGACACAGGAGCUCCAGCUUGGAGUCCCAAAGCAAGCUGGUUGUGUCCGAGAACGAGACAGGGAGUCCAGACUUCUACACCCCAAGGACUCGUAGCAGUAAUGGUUCAGACCCUCUGGACGACUGUUCCUCCUGCACCAGCCACUCCAGCUCAGAACAUUACUACCCAGCUCACAUGCACACCAACUACUCAACGCUGGCUGAGGAUUCACCGUCCAAAGCCCGGGAGCGCCAGAGGCACCGGUCCGCCGGAAACCUAGGUUCCACCAAUUCAGGGAGCAUGCCAAACCUAGCCGGCAAAAAUGGAAGUGGGAACAGUGGGGUCUACCUUCACAGCCAGAGCCAACCUUCAUCGCAGUAUAGGAUUAAGGAAUAUCCUUUGUACAUCGAGGGGAGCCCGACUCCGGUUGUGGUCCGGAGUUUGGAGAACGACCAGGAAGGACACUACAGUGUGAAGGCACAGUUUAAAACUUCGAACUCCUACACAGCGGGUGGGCUCUACAAGGAUACCUGGCGCGGCGAUGACAUCGACGUGGUGAAGCUGAUGCCAUCUCGCUCCCAAAUUGUUAGGACUCCUUCCCUCGUUAAGGAUAACGUUGAAAGAAGCACAAACAGAACUGCUCUGUCUGAUGAGCUGAGGUCUUGGUACGAGAGGUCCUCAGCCACACUGAAGGAACACAAUAGACUCUCUCACACAAGUUCCGACUCGUCAGACAGGAGCUCCCCGUACUCCCCAGCACAGAGUGCCUUCAUGGCUCACAGCAGGGUAACCCGUAUGCCUCAACCAUCCAAAGCAACAUCAGCUAUUUCAGCUUCACCUCGCAGUCAAAGAAGCACAACGCAACCUGCUGAAUUGGCCAUUACUUCCCCAUCACACAGCCCUCACCACAUUGUGUCCUGGCAGAGUGGAGAAACAACAGAAAACAGCACACUUCACGAUGAGCAGACUCUUUCGCCAACUCACCAAAGCCCAGUAAAGUAGAGGGCCUACCAGGACACUUGCUACAUGGACAGGUCCCUCUAUUCAGAAUUAGCAGACGUCCAGUGGUAUGGAAGCGACAGUGCUAAACCUGGAACUCUAGUCUGACCAAUGACCUCAGCUCAAAGUUCAAGUGUCGAGCCCAUCCACUGUCCUUUGUCACUGCCUUACUCUAUGCACAGCUAGGGACCAGCAAACCCAGCUCCAAGCACAUUCACAAAGGAAAUCAACGAGCUAAGCUAAAGUGAAUCCUCAUUAAAGUACCACAACUGUGCUCUCUCUCUCUCUCUGUCUGUCUCUCAGGUAACCACUGGUCAAGAAUUAAAAGGUUUUUUACAGUUUGAAGUCAGAUUGCAGAUCAUACACACCAGAUCUCCCAUCAUGAAGCCUGUGUAUGACUUUUGUUUCGAUCUCUGGUGGGAAAAUAAUGCCGAAAGUUUAAUAACAAAAUGCUUAAGAAUUUUAAUGGAGCUUAAUGUUUACUUGAAUUUUACCAAAGACCAACUUUAAGCUGAAGAGAACAAAUUGGACAGACGUUGUCCAUUGGUUACCUGUUAAGUAAACAAGUGGGCAAAUAUCGAACACUGGUUACGGUCAUCUGCCCAACUGGAACAGAGGCAGCUAAGCAGCAGCAAGUACAAGGUUCGAUUUCCCAGCACUAUUU
Pristis pectinata (smalltooth sawfish) is the source of this 4197-nucleotide messenger RNA. RefSeq names its product FERM domain containing 4A (gene frmd4a). The record is from RefSeq and is a predicted model, not a curated record. The coding region runs from base 438 to 3536 and encodes 1032 amino acids. NCBI's taxonomy places the organism in Eukaryota, Metazoa, Chordata, Chondrichthyes, Rhinopristiformes, Pristidae. The transcript has 26 exons. Gene Ontology annotation, biological process: establishment of epithelial cell polarity. Gene Ontology annotation, cellular component: cytoskeleton; bicellular tight junction; adherens junction.